Messenger RNA from Cuscuta campestris, 3019 nucleotides. The record is from the annotation of a GenBank genome assembly. NCBI's taxonomy places the organism in Eukaryota, Viridiplantae, Streptophyta, Magnoliopsida, Solanales, Convolvulaceae.
UUCCUAAAAGACCCGCUCCAGACCGGAUCGAUUUGAAAAACAACAAAGUUUUGGACCCGCUCUGAACUCUCUCCGAACAGUACCAUUCGAUUCAGGCCAAUUUAGAAGUUCCAUCUCCGCCAAGCAGCAAAGCUCAGCGCCACAAACAAUGGCGAACGACGCCGACAUGAGUAGCUGGAGUGAGCUUCUCCACACUUCUUCGAAGCUCAUCGAACAAACCGCCCCUUCUACUCUCUUCCCUCCUCUGCAGAGGAAUUUGGAUCAAGUGGAGGCGUUGUCCAAAAAAUUGAAGGCUAAAACCCUAAGAGGGGAGACUCCCUACCAAUCACUUGCUGCGACUAGGUUACUGGCUCGUGAGGGAAUAAAUGCUGAGCAGCUUGCUAAUGAUCUUAAGUCAUUCGAGUUAAAGACCACAUUUGAAGAUGUUUUCCCUAUUGAGGCAACUACUGUUGAAGAGUACCUGCAACAGAUCCAUGAAAUGGCAAUGGUCUCAGCUGUUCAAGAAGCUCAGAAGGAUAACCUUAAAAACUUCAAUGACUACAUGAUGUCAGUCUUAGAGGAGGAUUGGCAGAAGGAAAAGAGAAACUUCCUUCAGAGCUUGAACCGGAUGUCAACAUUGCCGAGAGCAAAUAUCAGUGAAUCAAGCCCUGGAAAUGCUCGCCAGCGCCAACUAGUGUCGUUGAACUACAGCCCUCAGGUGUCUUCUGGUCCCACUAGCAUGGAGCUAGCACCUUUGGCUGAUAAGUCCAUCAUUGAGAAAAAAGCUAAUGUGUACAGAGAAGUCGUUAAAAACCUAAACACUGCAAGAGAGCGUGGGCUACCCUUUAAACCUGCCACGGCUUUUAAACAUGCAUAUGAAAGCUUGGGCCUUGAUACAUCUGGAGGGAAGUCAGUAAGCAUGCAGAAGAUAUGGCAUCUUGUUCUGGCUUUGAUGGGCGAAGAUGCUACUAAACGUAAUGUUUCGAGAAAAAUAUCCUUGGUGAUGGGAGCCAGACGCCACCUUGAAUACGGACAUGAAAAAUAUAUAUUAGAUACAAUUCAAAGCCAUCCUGUGCAGGCUGCUCUUGGUGGUGCUGUUGGUAAUUUGCAGCGAAUUCAUGCCUUUCUCAGGAUACGGUUAAGAGAUUAUGGAGUUCUCGAUUUUGAUGCCACAGAUGCUUUUAGGCAGCCUCCUGUUGAUACCACAUGGCAGCAGAUUUAUUUUUGCUUGAGAACGGGAUAUUAUGAUGAAGCAAGAGAGGUUGCUCAACAAUCACGUGCAUCUCAGCAGUUUGCUGUUUUGCUGAGAGAGUGGAUCUCCACAGGAGGUCAGGUAUCGACAGAGACUGCGGCUGCUGCUUCAGAAGAAUGUGAAAAAAUUUUAAGGUUGGGUGAUCGAAUUGGUCGGACUUCAUAUGAUAAGAAAAAGUUGCUGCUCUAUGCAAUAGUGUCUGGUUCACGUAGGCAGAUUGACAGGCUGCUUAGGGAACUGCCUACUCUCUUCAAUACUAUUGAGGAUUUCUUGUGGUUCACUUUAUCUGUUGUCCGUGAGAGUCCAGGCAGACUUGAUGUCCUGAAUGAGGGGUUGUCCCCUUAUAGUCUCGACGAUUUGCAAGCUUAUUUAAACAAGUUUGAGCCAUCACAUUAUACUAAGAAUGGAAAGGAUCCUCUGGUUUAUCCAUAUGUUUUGCUUCUAAGCAUCCAAUUGCUUCCAGCAGUCUUGUAUUUAUCCAAAGAUAUGGGAGAUGAAGGGUAUAAUGUGGAUGCUGUCCAUAUUUCUGUAGUGUUUGCAGAUCAUGGGGUCCUUUCUGAAGCAGGGCAAACGGUUGGGGUUAUGGAUGCUUUUGCUGAAGUGUCUAGCAUAAUUAGGCAGUAUGGGUCUUUAUAUCUUCGCCACAGUGACCUGUCAGCGGCAUUAGAAUAUUAUGUACAAGCCUCUGCAGCAGUUGGUGGUGGACAGCUGUCAUGGUCUGGAAGGGCAAAUGUGGACCAACAAAGGCAGAGAAAUUUGAUGUUGAAACAACUUCUCAUAGAACUCUUACUUCGGGAUGGCGGUAUCUACCUUUUACUUGGAUCAAGAGGUGAUGGCGAUGAAGGUCAGCUUGGAAUAUUUUUGACAGAUAGAAAGACCAGACAAUCCUUUCUACAUGAAGCUGCUCGCCACUGUCAGGAUGCCGGACUUUAUGACAAAUGUAUAGAGAUUCAGAAGAGAGUGGGUGCAUUCUCAGCAGCACUAGAUACAGUGAAUAAGUGCUUAUCCGAUGCGAUAUGUGCUCUAUCACGUGGAAGGUUAGAAGGGGAGAGCCAAACUUCUGCACUCAUUCAUUCUGGGAAUGAGAUCUUGGAGACUUUCAAAUAUUAUCCUGAUAUAAGCUCUCAAGAGAGAGAAAUGGCUUUGGAACAGCAAACUGUGUUGCGACAGCUUGAAGCCGUCCUGUCCAUUCAUAAGUUAGCAAGACUUGGAAGUCAUUUGGAUGCUCUUAAGGAGGUUGCAAAACUACCGUUUCUUCCUCUAGAUCCAAGGACACCGGGCAUUGCUACUGAUGUCUUCCAGAAUUUGUCUCCCAAUGUCCAAGCAUGUGUUCCCGACCUUCUCAAGGUUGCUCUUCACUGUCUGGAGAACGUUCGAGAUACAGAUGGAUCCUUACGCGCUUUAAGGGAAAAGAUUGCCAACUUUCUUGCCAACAAUUUGGGUAGGAACUGGCCUCGUGAUCUAUACGAGAAGGUUGCACAACAAUUAUGAAGUAAAUUUCUCUCUGGAGUUGUCCUCUUGAUGCUCACUUUGGUGUUAUAUAAAAUAUAAAUGCAUUUCAAUUGCUCCGAAUGUAAUUUUAUUUUUCAUCAUGUUUCGGAGGUCGUGUUCUUGUGUGAUCUUGAGUUCACGAGUUUGAGUCUUAGAAUGUAGAAUCCUCCUCUUGCAAAAAUGCAAGGUAAUGGUUGCCUAUACACCCUUUUCGUGGGACUCUUUUGUGUACCUUUCAUAGUUUCUUUUGCCUUUAAAACUUCAAAAUUUAUAAUAUCAGUCUGUUACCCAUCUUUC